CAUGCGCGUUUAGCAAACCAGUAAUCGAAGUGGGCCUCCAACACAGUCCACUGUCCACAGCCCAUAGUCCGCUUGUCUCUCUUCCCCUCUGGUUUUGCUCUGUGCUCAAGCGACUCUCCCCCCAUAUGUAGACUCCAUUGACAACAGUCAAACUUCCGACAAACAAAAGUGGAGACCUUAGUUCUCUUGAGGUACGUGCUGGCGACUACGUUCCGUUCUUCAUAUUUUUGCUUGAGACUUGGUGGAUUGCUUUUGUACGGUCUGCUGGUUGUGUUUCUCAACGAGGUUUUAAGGAUUGGAUUGGAUUUUGAUUGGAGUUUUCCACGGAAGUCAGGGGGAGUUUGAUUUUGUAGUCCCCGCCGUUGGGGGAUUGGGGGGAGAUGUCGAGUUUUCAGGGGGUUCUCGUCUCUGAUCAAUGGCUUCAAAGUCAGUUCACGCAAGUUGAGCUUCGCAGCCUCAAAUCCAAAUUCAUAUCUGCGAAGAAUCAGAAAGGCAAAGUAACAGUGGACGACUUGCCGCCUUUAAUGGCGAAACUGAAGGCAUUCAGUGAUAUCUUCAAUGAGGAGGAGAUUAGGAAUAUGUUGGGAGAAUCUAGUUCUGAAGAGAUCGAUUUUGAAGGCUUCCUAAGGACAUACAUGAAUUUGCAAACCCUAACUGCAACAAAAUCUGGUAGUUCAGGAAGCCCUUCCUCAUUUCUCAAGGACACCACAACUACUCUACUUCACACAAUCAGCGAAUCAGAGAAGUCAUCAUAUGUCGCUCAUAUUAACAGCUAUCUCAGAGAUGACCCGUUCUUAAAGCACUUUCUUCCUGUAGAUCCAGGUUCCAAUGAGCUGUUUGAUCUUGCAAAAGAUGGAGUUCUCUUAUGUAAGCUGAUCAAUGUUGCUGUACCUGGUACAAUAGAUGAAAGGGCAAUUAAUAUGAAAAGAGUACUCAAUCCAUGGGAAAGAAACGAGAAUCAUACCCUUUGCCUCAAUUCUGCAAAGGCUAUUGGAUGCACUGUUGUGAAUAUAGGCAAUCAGGACCUGGUUGAAGGAAGACCUCAUUUGGUUCUGGGGUUGAUUUCUCAAAUCAUAAAGAUCCAACUAUUGGCUGAUCUCAACCUCAGGAAGACCCCUCAGCUUGUAGAACUAGUGGAGGACAACAAUGACGUUGAGGAGCUUUUGGGAUUAGCCCCAGAGAAGGUUUUACUGAAAUGGAUGAAUUUUCAUCUAAAAAAAGGUGGCUAUAAAAAGCCUGUAACCAAUUUUUCAUCAGACUUGAAGGAUGGAGAGGCAUACACUUACCUCCUUAAUGUACUUGCGCCCGAGUAUUGUAAUCCAGCAACCUUGGAUAUUAAAGAUCCCGCUGAAAGGGCAAAUCUGGUCCUUGAUCAUGCAGAAAAGAUGGACUGCAAAAGAUAUUUGUCUCCAAAGGAUAUUGUUGAAGGCUCAGCCAAUUUGAAUCUUGCUUUUGUUGCCCAAAUCUUCCAUCAGAGGAAUGGACUGUCUACUGACAACAAGAAGAUUUCCUUCGCGGAGAUGAUGACAGACGAUGAACUAAUUUCCCGUGAAGAAAGAUGUUUCCGGCUUUGGAUCAAUAGUCUCGGCAUCACCUCUUACGUCAACAAUUUAUUUGAGGAUGUCAAAAAUGGAUGGGUACUUCUGGAGGCACUGGACAAGGUUUCUCCUGGAUCCGUUAAUUGGAAACAUGCAACGAAACCUCCUAUUAAGAUGCCGUUUAGGAAAGUAGAGAAUUGCAACCAAGUUGUCAAGAUUGGGAAACAGUUGAAACUCUCCUUGGUGAAUGUAGGUGGAAGUGACUUUGUUCAGGGGAAUAAAAAACUUACACUUGCAUUCUUGUGGCAGUUAAUGAGGUUUAACAUACUCCAACUCUUGAAGAACUUGAGAUCACGUUUUCAAGGAAAGGAGAUAAGUGACAUUGAUAUCCUGAACUGGGCAAACAAAAAAGUGAAAAGCACAGGAAGGACGUCUAAAAUGGAGAGCUUUAAGGAUAAAAGCCUUUCAAGUGGGCUUUUUUUUCUUGAUCUUCUCAGUGCAGUGGAGCCCCGGGUUGUUAACUGGAACCUUGUUUCGAAGGGUGAAAGCGAUGAUGAAAAGAAGUUAAAUGCUACUUAUAUCAUCAGUGUUGCUCGAAAACUUGGAUGCUCAAUAUUUUUGCUGCCCGAGGAUAUCAUCGGGGUCAACCAAAAGAUGAUAUUGACACUCACAGCCAGCAUUAUGUACUGGAGCCUUCAGCAACCAGUGAGUGAUACAGAGUCAUCUCCAUCUCCUUCUGUAGUGCUUUCUCCUGAUUCCUC
Molecule: messenger RNA, 2299 nt
Organism: Cuscuta epithymum
Lineage: Eukaryota; Viridiplantae; Streptophyta; Magnoliopsida; Solanales; Convolvulaceae
Source: the annotation of a GenBank genome assembly